CCACCACCACCGCCACUGUCACCGCCACCGACGACCGGAGAGACGCACGUAGUCUAAACGUGAGACUCGUACGGACGUUGUCGUCGUCCUCGCCGGUUGCCUCUUCGUACACUCUGUUUUUCGAGCCAGCCCUCCGGUUGUACAUCGACUUCGUCCACCGUCAAUCAUCGUCUCCGAUCAACAACAAAAAGAUCUGGUUUUUGCCGAGUGUUGAACAACAAGAACCAAAAUGGCAGCCUUCGUGGCGAAGCAGAUGGUCGGCAACAAGCUGAACGCAGUUAAAGGAGCCGUUGGUGGCGAAGGCGGAGACGAAGAUGACAAGGAGAAGGAAGAGGAGGCCGAAAGGGAAAGGCAAGAAGCCAUCAGGGAGGCUGAGGAACGAAGGAAGGAGAAGCAUCGCAAGAUGGAAGAAGAACGAGAGAAGAUGCGACAGGAAAUCAGGGACAAGUAUAACAUAAAGAAGCGAGAAGAAGUACAAGAAAUGACCCAAGAAGAGCCGAAUCCUUUGAUGCGCAAGAAGAAGACGCCAGAGGAAUUGGCUGCAGAAGCCGAGGCGGAAGACGAGGACGAGAUUACAAAAAUCAAGAACGCGUUAGACACGCAUAUACAAGAGAUCAAAGCGCAAGUACUGGAAGGUAAAUGCGAUCUCCAAUAAGCCUACCUACACCCUUGAAGCGGUCGGUAAGGAGGGUGGUGCAUCAUGUGCUACCAGAGCCGCAUCCGCCUCUCAGCCCCUACGACAUCACGAGGAAGAGAACGAGCGAGAUCUGACGUGUUAUUGGAGAAGCGAAAGAAAAGAGCGAUACGGAAACUCACUACCAGCGUCGUCGUCGUUGCCGUCGUAAUCGUCGUCGUCGUGUUGUUCGAGCGUAGAUCGAUUCGGGAUUCGAAUUGGCCAGUCGUCCCUUAGAGAGCGUCGAGAGAAGCGACAAUCGCUCGAGACACCGCAACCAACGCCCAUCGCCCGUCCUCGGUCCUCCAACGACCAUCGAAUUAGAUUUUCUACGAGGGUACGCGCGGAACGAUCUUCAGAAACGAGCGCAUCGACCAAACAAGAGAAGAGUUACGAGCUUCGAUCAACAUUGCCAUCGUGUGAGAAGGACGUGUCAUCGUUGAGAACGAGUGGAUGGAACGAGACGAAUUCAACGGAUUAAAUUCGAGAGAUCAUCGUCGAUAGCGUUGUUAAUUGACUCGAGUGAUCUUGGAAAUUGAAGGCAGAAUUGAAGCAAGAAGCAAAUCGAGACGAUCUAGAGAUUCGAAGCUCGGCGAGGAUCUAGGAUGUCGAUGGUGAAGCGACGAAUCCAGAGGAAUUUCAGAAUCGAUACAAACGAAGAGGAUCUACUAGAGGCAUUACGCAUGAAAAUUCAUAGGGAAAAGAAACGAGGAAGACGGGGACGAUGUUAAACGAGGACGAUGACGGGAUAAAGAAAACUGCGGCAGACGUGAGAACGUAGGAAGUACGAGAUCGGCGAGAGUUCGUUUACGCCUUACGAUUCGAAGAAGGAAGAAGGACAGAGACGAUCGAAGUUAAGAAAAGGAGAAAAUGCAAGGUAUAAGAUCCGUGAGAAUUCGUAUAUGCGUUACGACUCGAAGAAAGAAAAUGAAAUAUCGGAAAGAAAUCUCGGCAAGAAAUAAGAUGGAACGUAAAAAACAGAGAGAGAGAGAGAGAGAGAGAGAGAGAGAGAAGAAGAGAAAGGAAAAUGAUUGGAUCGAUCAAAGUCUCUUCGGAUAUCGCACGAAUAUCAUGGCGUAAAUGAGACGUGAGGAGUCGAAGGGCGCGUGCAUAUAAAUAUACCUAUAUAUAUAUAUAAAUAUAAAUAAAGAAAUAUAUUAUAUAUAUAUAAAUAAGAAAAAUGAAAGAAGUAAAAAAAAAGACGUAAAAACUUAGUACCUAAGUUUCUAGUGAAUUUUUCGAAUAGUGGUAAAAAAAAAAAGGAAACUACCGGUAGCAGAGUUACGUAGUCACUAGUUCGUUCGACGGCUGUUCAAUAACAAGGAGAUCAGAAAGGAGGGAGUCAUUAUUAUUAUUCGAGUUAUUAAUUAUUCUCAUAGUUUAUUACCGCGGUCAUUGUUCUUAUUAUUGUUGCCAUUAAAUGUUUAUAUUUAGAAACAAGUUAAGACAAGGAUCGAGGGCCACGAGAAACUAGAGUCAAGAGACCAAGAGCUGAACGCAAGACGGAGAUGGAUUGCUGAGAGAGAGAGAAACGAAGAGAAAAAAAAGAAUUAACAUAGGAAACGAGUAAUGAGAAAAAACAAGAGUAACCGGCGGCCCUUGCUCUCCCUUCCGUCCAAAUUCGAAUUUUUUCCGAUUACCUCUCGGCGAUAUAGCUCGAUCGCGAUCGAUCCGUAGCGAAACGCGUAACACCUGAGCGAUUCUUAGGGACAAUUAGUUAGCAGACACAUUGCCGACAAAAGUGACGAAAAAAUAUAAAGUGGUUAUUAGACCAAAAAAAAGAAAAAAAAAGAAAAAACGGAAAAAAUCGACAAAACGAGAAAACAUUUUAACAUGUGCGCUUCGUUAAGAAUAGCUCGACGAAUCGAGCAGCACUGACUCUCGCGUUUAAAUGCAAACAAAUAAGAAAAAAAAGAAAAAAAAAGUACUAAAGAAAUGCCUUUCUUUCACGUUUAUACGGUGCGUUUCUAUCGAGUGUAAUUAUAUAGUAGGUUAAUUGUUAGAGAAAGGAAGAGAAAACUGAUUUAUAUGUUCGCUCGUGAACGAUCUUAGAACAUGAUAGAGAAGUGUCGCGAUUCGACGAUCGAGACUGUUCUUAGCAAGGAGUUUUCAGGUGUUACCGCCGGAAACGUUCGAGCAAAGUAGCCAUUGUUUCAUCCUUUCUCGAAGCGGUUCACCGGUCUUUCAUCGUGCUUGUUCGUCCGCGACAAACACGUUGUGCAUGAUGGACGACGCGUAAACGAUGAUGGACGGGAUGGACAGAGCAUCGACUGCCGGCAAGUAACGCGAGCCUUAUACAUAUACAGAAUUAACAAGAAACUAAAAAAUGCUCACGCACGAUACCAUUGCGAUAUACUUAGAGACUAAUUGGAAACAGGGGGAGGAAAAGUAUAAAGGAAACAUUUCGUCGAGCAAGCAAACGUUUCUUGUUCCUUCGAUCGGAAGAUCUACGUUUAAUGAAGAGACUGAGAGGAUAACUCUGUUUAAAUUAAAAUGUAUCUUGUAACAUAGAUUCUUGCGUAUAUGUCGUAAAACGUUCUGAGUUGGUAUAUGUAUAGGGCGGAUAAUGCCAGACGAAGCUGCGACGGAGAAUGAAAGCACGAAGAGGAAGAACGUGCCAUUUAACGCGUGACGCCGUUUUUUUGUAUGAGUGACGAGAUGAUACGAAAGUGUACUUUUUUUAUGUUCGAUAUCGUUCCUCGUUCUGGUACCGAUCUAUAUAUUCUUAUACAUCUUCUUCUUAUCUAUCGAGUCUUCUCAAAAUCUCUCAAUUGAUUCUGACUCUGAAGCAACAGCUAUCCUCUGAUUUCUUUGCGAAUUCGCGAUAUAUUCUCCUAACACGCGCUCUAUCAUACUUGAUCACUCGGAUUAGGAAAACAUUUCUCGACGAUAUGCCGCGAUACACGCGAGGAAAGAUCCAUCGGGUGUCGGGAAAAAAAAGAAUUCCAAUUGCUCGGACGAAGAGAAAUUAGAAAGAAGCAGAUGAAGCAGGAUCCGACGGGAGAAGAGAAAAGAUUGGAAAAAGCUUUCCUCGUCUCAUCGAGAUAAGCGUGUUACAUCUAGGACCGCGUCCCAGUUGAAAAAGAAAAGGCAACUUAAACGUCAGUCGAAAAUGAGAAGUCGGAAGGCCUUCUGUCCAAACGUUUUGCUAUAGAGACGAACGCAUGUCAGCUUUCUAUGUGCACUCUGCUGUUUCUCGAUGUAUAAACGUAACGCGGCUCUUCUAGUCGACGAUUAUCAGUCGUUCCGCAAGCACGUUCGCGGAUCUUUCCCGUUUGCCAAACUCCGCGACGCAAAUUCGACCAUCGAAAAGGCCAGCACGCCAGCCUUAACUUUGCCAGAAACUUUCCUCGAAAUUCGAUAAUAUCGUCGAUACUUUUUCGAACUUCGAAUCUCGGGUGAAUGGAAGCAAAGAAUAAUUUACGAUAUUAAAAAUUCCCAAACUUUUAACGCCCCGUUAUUUUAUCCGGCGGCAUACUGCCUCGGCAACUAUAUAAUUAUUUACGAAUAACGACGCAAAUCGGUAGUGUCGUUAUCGAUUUUCCUCGAACCAAGCGAUUCUCCGAUCGCUAAAUUCUCCAAACGAGCACGAAAGAACUAAUCGCGACGGGAAGAAAUUCAACGAACAGCUUCCUUGCUCGCUGUCCGAACUUUUGGAAAACCACCGCGCGCUCCGCUACUUUCUCCUGUCUCAAUGUCGUAAAAUACCUCUUGGCAGCUGUUCGUCCGCGAAAGACAAACCGACAACUUUUCCAAUGUUUCCAGUGUUCGGCUGUAUAUCCCUUCGACGAGAAUUACGAGAGAAGUUUCAGCGGAGACUUAAGGCUGGCGCGAUCGAGCACACAGAUUCGAUUUUAUGCCUUCCUUUGUUUUUCUUUUUUUCUUCUCUCUUUACCUUUACCUUAAUCGUUUUCAAUAAAAAGAAUGACCGAGGAGACGUUAUAUCGAUCGCGCCUUUUUGCGAAGCCACGGCGAAUUUUAAUCGUCGAACGCGGCGGAACGAGACAACCGAGAAACGAACGCGAAGCGGACGGGACGUGCUUCGAAUCUGAAUGUACUUGACGUAUAGUCUGUCUCGUGUCUCAACGUGCAUGCUACCUGCCUCUCUCUUGUCUGUCGAUGUCAAUGUCGAUGUCGUUGGUUGGAUCUUCUCUUAUCACGCGUGAGAUCUUCGAGGAUCACUCGACCAAAGAUAGAGUUCAAACUAGAACGUGUAUUUUGCUACCUGAGCCGAACGCUGACGAAGAAAGUACAGAAGAUUAUAGUGCGACAUAUCGCGAUGAUUUUCGAAGAUCCGCAGACUCGCAUCCUUUCUCUCUGUAACCGAUCGAUCCACUAGAUGGAAACGCUUUAAAAGUACCUAGAACGAUUUUACCCUAAUCCUCCUUGUUCCUUCAAACUGCGCCCAUUUCCUCCGCGUCCAGGCAUCCUGAACCGACCGAAUUCAACAGAAAUAAUAACCUGUCUCGCAUAUUCUAAUCCUCCUGCGCGAUCUACUUGAUAUACACUUGAAGUCAAUUACUCGAUUAUUAACCCAAAGAUGUAUACAUUAUAUUAUCUAUAUUGAUUCUAGAGAAUAUAUAUGCUCGUACGUUCUUUUCGUUUUUUUUUCUCUUUCUUGUGGCGAAUUUUCCAUACAAACGUGAACACACCAAGUUAAAUAACCAGUUGAUGGAAAGCACGAUUUCGGUGUAGAAGAAGACGGGUUUCAGCGUAGCUCGAAGCGAAAUGUUUUUAGAGACAGACCGUUCUUAUGAUUACGAUUAACAGGAGAAAAAAUAAUUAAUUGGACAUCGAGUUAACCAGACAACUUCGAACGACAGCAGUGUAUAGCUCAUAGACUGUUUUCCUAUUCCCCACGCUCUCUUUAACUAUUUCUGUACCUCCCUCCCUCUCUCUUUCUCCCUUGCUCUUACUAUUCUGCUCUCAUCUUUUGAUCGUAACAAGUUUUCUCUCCGCCUGUCGUCUCAUAGCCCCUUUGCUCGAUGUAUCUCCUACGCUACGCUCGAUUGUUCUCUUUGAAGUCACGACUACUUAAUGCAUGUGUCACGUAAAAACGAACAAAUAAAACGAAUACAAAAAAAAAACAUAAUAUCUUACUGUCGUAACCGUUACUGUUGAUUAAUGUCGUGUGUCGUUGUUGUUUCUCGAUGUGAUCAACAUAAAACGUUGUUCGAUGUACUGUCUAGUCAAUGUUCACGCUUUAGUCUCAGUAGUUCGUCUUUUUUCCUUUCUUCUCCCUUAUACGUACAUAUUGCGUUACACGUUGUUCAAGCUUUCUGUGUAAAAUUCAACGAUCGAUUAAAAGCUUUCUGUGCCAUUUAAUUCGAUGUAGUUUAAUUUAAGCGUAAGCAAUGCUUAGCACACUGUGUCAAAGAUAAUUUUCUGUUCGGUUGCCGUACGUGAAAUUGCUGAUUUCAUUGGUAGCGGCUGAAAGUGUCGUUAAGUAAUUUUGACGUUUAUAUAUGAUUCAUAUGAUACGUUAUAUUUAUAUGAUAUAUCAUACGUGAUAUUUGUUAUUCAAUUUUAAAUUUCACGCUAAUUAAAUGCAACACGAUACUUUGUCGAAGACAGAUCGUGUGUCAAAUCGAAAUUCGAGUGCGUUCUUUGUAAAACUUCAAACUUCUUGAUUUAGAUCGUUAAAUAUAAAUAUAACGAAUGAACCGAAAUAUUCUCAACGAUGAUCGGUUAAUGAUUUUAAUUGCCAUAAUCAUAGCUUCCUUUUAGAAUACGUAUUCCUUCCCGAAUACGUUUAAUCGUAAUACCAUUAAUAUUAUUUUCAACGUUAAGAAAUCGGCCAUUUCACUUGAAACGACUUAGUGUAAGUUCCUAUAAAACUUUCAAUUUAUAUUUCAAACUUUCGUUUGCGAGAGAUCUUCGCGUAUUCUUGUAUUCGAUAAUCCGUGAAAUUUGCUUCAGGCCAUUUACCGACGAUUUUUCACCAGCGUAAACGUUCAUCCACCAGUUGUCGCGUGUAUGCGUGCAAAACACGAACACAAGUUGUUGAAACGCGAUAGACGAAAAGGUACAGUUCCCCUCGAAAGGUAAAAUUCGACGGUGUUCGAAACCAACGAGACAAGAGUAAUCCGGAGAUAUGCUAAAACAUAAUCUACGCGUGACAAUCUUCUGUGAUUCUCGCUAUAUCGAAGGAAAAAUAACGCGGUCCGAGAAAUAAAAAGGAAAUAAGAACGGAGAAUGGAUUUUCAGAGAAAUAGAAAAUGUAUCAGUCGCGUGAAUACUCUCCAGACUUUCUCUUGUUCUUUGAUUCUUUUGAUCUUUUCCAUUGGUACGGAACUGUUGAUCUUCGAUCUCCUUAAUUCCCUUUAACGAGUGUUUUUCCACUUCCACUUUGCACACGCACCUAACAUCGCACGAUUCUAGGCGAUUUAUCGCUCUAUCCUUCGCAUCCUUUACCUGAAGCCACCCUAAGCCUGUAAAGCGGCACGUGGCAAGUGAUAUAAACGAAUACUUAAAUCUACUUAAUUCGUGUUUCAUAGACGAUCGUAAUCGUGAAGAUAAAAAAAAAUGAACAAAGGAUUGAAUAAAAAAAGAAAAAAAAAAGAGAAUCUAGCGACUCGUGUCUGUUUUCGACGUGACACCCUCGAACGUAGCGUUCUAUCAAAGAGACGGAUGAGCCAACGAAAGUUGCUGGUAAUUGACGAUCUCGGUAAAUCUGACUGUAAUUAGAAAGUAUACUAUCGUAGUACUCGCUAGCAAAGUACAACUGAUCCGUCGAAACGAGACACGCGUGCAAUUAUUAUGUAAAAGAUAGUUGACGAACCUUUCUUAGGUACUUAAUUAUCGGGCGAGUGUUUCAAGCAGGACAAACCGAAGAAAUCAGAAAGAAUGUAACGCGUUAGGUACGAUAUGCGCCGAAACGUUUAAGAUUAUACGACAAAUGUAACGUUCUUUUCUCUAUGUACAUAGUCUCGCGUAUAACCUAGACCUGCGUUUAGUAUAACCGAGAAAGUUUUCGUGAUGGUUUCGUUCUACGUAACCGCGUCAAGCGAAAAGGAUGAACGGAAGACGAGAUGUUAACCGUGUCUCCUGGAAGCUCGGGACACCGUUCGCGUCCCAAUUUUCCAAUUCGAGCGUCCGAUUUUUGCUCGAGCCAGGGAAAUCCGUAAGGAAGCAGAAGGCGAGGACGGAAGGUGUGUCCCGAAGUUCGAGGACGGAUUAAUACCGGAGAUUAAUACCGGCGUAACUCGCGAGGAAGAACCGACUUGACUUAUUCAGAGACAACGACACAACGCAUUAUAAAGUAAUAAUGAUAACUUAUCGUUAAAUCAACGUACUAUUGUUAUGAUCUCUUACAUUAUGACGAUGAUCUCGACGACGAGACGAUUGCAUAAUGUAAAACGCGUUCGCACGUGUGUUUUUUCAAUGCGUUCACAAGAAACAAAGUACGAACUAAGCGAGAGAAAAUACCGUUCAAACACACGUAACACCUACACACGGAGAAACGUUCGAAAAGAAAAAAAGAGGUAAAUAAAUAAAGAUAGAAGGUAAGACAGGAGAAAAUCACGAUGUUAAGUAAGUAGUCGUUAGCUUUGUAUACAAGGGAGUGCAGAACAAAGACGAAGACGACGUUAAAGGGAAAGAGAGAGGGAGAGCUUCGAUAAUUGGAGAGUCCCGAGGCGAAAAGAUACACACGAAAAACGGUACUUUUCAGCAGCUGCCAUUCGACGAGAGGUUCGUGUACCACCAUCUUCGAGCGGACUUGUGCGAUUUUUUGGAUAGGGAUUCCGUGAACACGGUACUGGCUGUCGCUCGAUCCUGCAAAACUCCAUUAUAUUACACGCUAAUCGCCAAAGGAUGGUCUCGUCGCAUAGAAAGCGACAUUCUCUCCGACGCUAAAUCCAAUUUACUUUACACAGAUGCUAUAAAUUCUUGUUGGCAAAAAAUUUCAAACCGUUUCCAUGUUACCGGCGGCGAGCGUGUGAAUAAUUUAGACAAAGCGACUCCCGACUCAAAUUGAAUGUUGGUGUCGCUCGAGACCUAAGGUCGUUCGAAAUUUCCUUUAAAAAUGGAGAUAAAAAUGCGAAUCGGCUGACUCGCUCUAGGAACGAGCGCACGACGCAAAAAAAAAAAGAGGCUGCAAUAAGCGCGUAUUCUAUUUUUCGAUCGUUAUUCCCGGCGAUUCGAGUAACAGCUUGUUUGACCGUGUCGCGACAUCGCGACGUGUACGUAGAUCACACCUGUACCGUGCCCGGUAUCUUCGUAAAUUCGUUGAAUCGAGAAGCAAUACUAUAGAUGCCUAUAAUUACUAAUGUUAUACGUUUCUUAUACAACAACAAAAUAAAAAAAAAAAGAGGAAGUUGAAAAAGGAUUAGAGAAAAACUCGCGUACACACGCACAUCAGACACUGUAUAUGUAUUUAACAAUCAGAGUUACACAAGCACACCGCGCGAUAACGAAACGAAAAGGACGGAAACAUCGAUGCCCAUCUCGUCGAUGUUUCUUCUUACGAUCGGCGCGAAAAAAUAGAAAAAAUGAAAAAAAAAUCCAAAAAAAGAAGGUAUGAAAAUAUGUUACUCUCAACCUCGAACUCGAAACUCUGUAAUUGCGACGCGUACGUUCACACAUCGAUCUCUGUGUAAUUUUAUAUUUCGACGUUCGAAGAUGCGAAGCACUUUAGCUGCAUGCAACGACCAAUAAUUAUCGUAAUCGUUAAUCGUGUAGAGUUGCACCGAAAAUAGAGGAACGAUGUAAAAGGAACGGUUAAACGUGGUGGAAAGAAGGGAAUAAAAUAAAGAGAAAAUUGAGAGGAAGGAGAAGGGCAUAUGGAGUCGUUCGAAAUGCCCAAAAAUCGCACGAAGCUUGCUCGGCAGAUAAGAAAAGCGGGUUCGCGGAGAACGUACGAUGAAGAAUAGCAUCGAAGAGGGGAAUAGUAAAAGAUCUCUUGUAUGAGUUAUAGAACGCUUAGUGGCUGAAUCACUGGAACACGAAUGGGUUGAUUGUUAAGAAUGAAAUAUUAAUGUAACAUGCGAAGAAGAGAAUAGGUAACGCCGGAUGGUGGAUGAUGAUGAUAAUAUUAUAUAUUGUUGUUAGAUCAUGUAUAAUAUAUAUACACAUAAACAUUGAUAUAAAAAUAAAGUAACCUAGAUAUUAAGCGACCACUUAUUCACACGUUACAUAAACACAUACGUACACGUUCCCUGUGCACAUGAAAGUUAACCGUUUAUUUAGCGAAUUAAACGACUACGCAAAAAAGAAAAACGCAAGAUUUUUUUUAAAUCGUUUCUUUUGCCAUUUCGAUAAACCGUCUCGGCAUUUUAUUUCCUAUGUGAUAAUCGAAAUCUUUCUUUCACCACGGAGAUUUCUUCGAAGGUUAACGUACAGUACCGAAUAAUUAUUCGAACGAUACAUCCUUCGUGUUUCGUUUAAUUUCAAUUACGAGCGUUUUUCUAUUUUUAUCUACGAUUAUUUAUAGAAACGUUGAACGCUAUUCUAUUACAUUAUUGACUAAAAAUUGUGCGUUAAAUUUAAAUUGUUCAAGAAACUUUAAACUCCGAAAGGAUUUAAAUUGUUAAAUUUCGAUUUGAAAUUGAAAACUUCAAAAGUAAAUUAAAAGAUUUUUAUUCGAAUUCUUAAAUUAAAGAAAGAUUAGAAUUAUUCCACUAAGUAAUAAUUCGAAUAAUUAUGACGGAUAACGUACAUACACGGAAAAUCGAUCUCGGAGAUUGAUGAGUAGGCGUGUGAAAUUUUCAAAUAGGUAAAACGUUUGCCCGUGCCAAAUAAAAGGUUAAUAGAGGUGCGAACACAGAUCACAGGCAUCGUUCACACACAUGCAGGAACACGACACGAUACGACACGACAGGACACACGAUUUCGUAGCUGUACCCGUGAGCAUCCCCCGUCAAACCAAUCCCUGGGCAUGGUCUCGGCUCUUGGUUACGCGUAAAAAAUGCAUAGAGUCCUAUACUCUCUAUUCGUCCCUCCUCUUGACCCUUGAAACGACGACAGAAGAAAAGAAAAGGAGUCGAGGCUUCUUUAGGUCGCGUCACUCGUCGAUCUUUCUUCUCGAUAGAAAGGAAAGAAAAUUUCAAGCAUCAAAUAGGAGGCGACUGCCACGAAUCAGAGUCGAAAGCUUGUACGAAACGAGAAACGAAGCGGGGAUAAAAUCAAAAA
Molecule: messenger RNA, 10804 nt
Organism: Bombus impatiens (common eastern bumble bee)
Lineage: Eukaryota; Metazoa; Arthropoda; Insecta; Hymenoptera; Apidae
Gene: cpx
Product: complexin
Exons: 5
Coding region: 230-655 (141 amino acids)
Biological process (GO): regulation of neurotransmitter secretion; neurotransmitter transport; synaptic vesicle exocytosis
Cellular component (GO): SNARE complex; terminal bouton
Molecular function (GO): syntaxin binding
Source: RefSeq, a predicted model, not a curated record